AACAGAAAUAAUUCAUCAGAUCGAUGGCUGUGCACACUUUCCUUCACUGGCAGUCACCGCUCACGUCACAGUCACACUUUCCAUCUUCUUCUCCCCGCAGACUCAGACUCAGACUCAAUGCUUCCCUACUCUUCAACUCACAGCCUCUCACUCCCAUCAGAAUGGGGAGACGCCGGAUGCUGGUGGCCGGCGUCGUAGAGGAAAGCCAAGAGAGUUCCGAACCCGAACCCAAACCCGAACCCGAACCCGAAUCGAAGUCGGAGUUGGGAUCGGAAUUGAAGAAGGCGAUGCAGGAGAGGAAGGAGAAAGAAGGAGAGAACUUGUGGAGCGGAGUGGCCCAAGAGAUUGGGGAGAUUGAAUGGCCUGCGUUUGGCAAGGUUUUGGGUACAACGGGUGUCGUCCUUGGCGUCAUCCUUGGCUCUAGCGUCGUUUUGCUCACCGUCAAUGCCGUUUUGGCCGAACUUUCUGACCGCGUUUUCGCUGGCAAAGGGAUUCAGGAUUUCUUCACCUAACAAUCAUUUCUUUCACCCACUAACAUUUCACUAAGCCAAGUUUCUACAUUUUAUGCAUUCCAAGAAAUUAUUUUUUCCCGUUUGCCCUCUGUUUUGUGCUGUUACUCCAUUAUUACACUAUGUUUUGUACAAUACCAUAUUUCAUCAUGUACUCUCAGUAGAUUUAAGACAGGUUUUUUUAGCAUUUAUAAAUAGAUUCAGGUCCAAGUUUGCAUUAACAUAUUCUCAAAUCUCAAUAAUCACAAAUGGUAUUCUGCGAAUCAAUAGCUAAGGCUGUUAAAAUUAAAAAGGACAAAUUAGAAGGCGAAGAAAUAACUUAAAAAGCCUUAACCCAUUCAGGGCGUUACAGUCAUGCUUUCAGCUUCCCGUCUGAUUGACUCGAAUAGGACAGACGACAGGUACCUCUCUCCAAAGCUUGGAAAAACAACCUGCAGUGUAUCAAAAUGUAUCGGUCCCAUUGUCUCGGUGGUUACUCCAGGGAAAUAUCAAUUGACAGAUACAAAAUAUUUUAGGGAUGAAUCAACUUACAACAAUAAGCUUCCCUGCAUUUUCUGGUCUUUUUGCUAUCUUAAAGGCGGCAGCAGCUGCAGCUCCAGAAGAUAUUCCCACCUACAACAAUCUCCAAAGGUUAAAUAUCAAGCUCAUUGCCCACUGUUUGCUGUUUCUAUAGGUUUAGAACUUACAAAUAGGCCUUCUUUAAGUGCAAGAAGCUUCGCAGUUUCUAUUGCUUCGUCACUUGAUAUCUGCCAAUCUCACAUAUAUCGGGUUUAAUGAAAUUUUAACUGUU
Abrus precatorius (Indian licorice) is the source of this 1299-nucleotide messenger RNA. RefSeq names its product preprotein translocase subunit SECE1. Bases 24 to 512 code for a protein of 162 amino acids. Gene Ontology annotation, cellular component: chloroplast thylakoid membrane. Lineage: Eukaryota; Viridiplantae; Streptophyta; Magnoliopsida; Fabales; Fabaceae. The record is from RefSeq and is a predicted model, not a curated record. The transcript has a single exon.